This is a messenger RNA of Cydia splendana, 1527 nucleotides long. RefSeq names its product protein takeout-like. The transcript has 5 exons. The coding region runs from base 338 to 1114 and encodes 258 amino acids. The record is from RefSeq and is a predicted model, not a curated record. NCBI's taxonomy places the organism in Eukaryota, Metazoa, Arthropoda, Insecta, Lepidoptera, Tortricidae.
AAGGCAAAUUUGACUCCGAUUCAAAUUAUGAUUGCGGUGAGCACGUGGUGUUUGUAAUUUGUUUGACAGCGAGGUGGGGAGCCCGCGAGGGAUGACGAAAAUUACGCGAGAAUAAAACACAUCGUCUCUAGGGCUUUCACUUCAAACAAAAUGAAACACGCGCCAGUCGGCGGCCCCUUCGAGCACACGCCCGCCAUCUGCCCAGCGACUCGCCAGCACACACACCACUUCCACUGACGUUACCGACACCUGAAAAAAUCGUAAUACAAAGCAGUGAUCUUGUGAUUUUGGAAUAUUACACGCAUUUAAACGUAAUAUAGUAUUUGUAAAAAAAACCAUGGCGGGCCACCUCCUGCAGAGCCUGCUGGUGGUGUGCAGCUUGGCCGGCGUGUGCCGCAGCGGGACGGCCGCGGACAGCGACAACUCCCUCACCACUCCGGAGUACAUACUGCCGUGCAGCCGCAGCGACCCGCAGUUGGACUCGUGCGUGAAGCGGUCGUUCAACCACCUGCGGCCGUACCUGGCGCGCGGGCUGCCCGAGCUGGGCGUGCCGGCCGUCGAGCCGCUGCUCAUCGAGCGGCUCGUGAUGGCCAACGACGCCGGGCCCGUGCGCGUCACCGCCGCCUUCACCAACAUCACCGUGCUCGGCCCCAGCAACUACACCGUCACUAAGAUAAGAUCCGACCUGAGCAAGCUGCGCAUCGACAUGGGGCUGGUGCUCCCGCGCAUCGAGAUCACGGGCCGCUACGAGGUGUCGGGCCAGGUGCUGCUGUUCCCUGUGCGCUCCCAAGGAGACUUCUGGGCUGCAUUCAUCGAUGUGGCCGCCAUCGCAAAGGUGUUCGGCAAGGAGAUUGAGCGAGACAACGUCAAGUACAUGGCGGCUGACCGGCUCCUGGUGGACUUCAAGCUGCGGAACUCCCGAUUCAAAGUGCGGGACACCGUCAAUUAUGGAAGCGUCAUUGGCGAAGCAAUGAACCAGUUCCUGAACAACAACGCGGCGGAGAUCAUCGAGGAGAUGCGCCCGGCCGCGAGCGUGUCCAUCGCCAAGCAUUUCCAGGCCUUCCUCAACGCCGCCUUCACCAAGGUGCCCAUCGACGUUUGGCUCAAACCUUAAUGAGCGACGCAAUUAUGUCAAUAGAACGACAUUUUUUGUUUUUAAGUUUUCACGUGACUGAAGUGGCUUCAGUUAUUUGGCUUUAAGGGGGCAUGACAUGAGUUAGUUACCUAUUGUAUUGUAAUUUUGUAGGUGUCCAAGGAGCAAUGUUCUGUAAAGAAUACCGAACGAUCGCUUUGGAUGAGAAUAUUUUCUCCUUUAUUUUUUACAAUAUUUCAUAUGCUAAUGGAAAUUUACAGAUUUAAAACUAUUGAAAUCUGAGAAAUUUUCUGUAGACGCUAGUCCAAAGAUGAUUUUAUAUCUUUUCGUAAUAUGUGAUUAGUAUUGUAAGUACCUACUUCUAAACAGAACAACAACAGAUUUGCAUUUUUAUCUGCCGUUAUUUCAGAACUUAAAACUAUUCACUUACAAAA